Didymodactylos carnosus is the source of this 1689-nucleotide messenger RNA. The record is from the annotation of a GenBank genome assembly. Lineage: Eukaryota; Metazoa; Rotifera; Eurotatoria; Philodinida; Philodinidae.
AUGUCUUUAUCAAUGCAUGGAUUUAUAUCAACAACUACUGAUCGAACAAUUUCUACUUCUUAUGCUAAUAAACCAUGUACAAGACCAAAUGUUGUAUCAGUGAUUUAUGAAAUUACUAUUGAUCCAUCACGAUCAUGUACAGAAUUUGCUUGUAUUGAACAUAUUUCUUAUCAUCCAGAAGAAAAAGAAGUUUUAUUUAGUAUUGGAGCAGUCUUUUCAAUUGAUUCUAUAUGUGAUCCGAUCGCACCAAAUCAUUUUUAUACAAUACAAGCGACAGCCUGUGAAUACAAUGAUUCAAUAAUUGAUGAUAUGAAAUUAAAACUACGAAAAUAUACUCAACCAGAACUCUAUAUAUUAUUAACUAAAUAUUUAAUUGAAUUAGAACAAUAUCGUACAGUUAGAAAAUCAUUAAUUAAUUUAUUAAAUAAUUCACAUGUAAUUGUCAACGAUGAUUCAUCAUUAGCAUCAGCUUAUAAUUGUAUGGGUGAAAUUUAUUCACGACAAGAAUUAUUUGGAGAUGCAAUAUUAUAUUAUAGAAAAGCAUUAAAAUUUCAAGUACGAUUUGAUUCAUCAAAUAAUAAUGCAUUAGCUGAAUGUUACAAUAAUAUUGGUGCAGUUUUAUUAGAACAAAAAUAUUUUUAUGAAGCUUUAGAAAAUUUUGAAGAAGCACUUCGAAUUCAAAAACGUGAACCAAUUGAUAAAAAACAUUUAAUAACAAUUUAUACAAAUUUAGGACGUGUUUAUGCAUCGAUAAAUAAUUAUGAUGAAACAGAAAAAUGUUUUAAUAAAAUAAAAGAAUUAAUCAGUCAAGAUAAUCAAAAUAUUGCAUACGAUGCUCUUGAAAAGCGUCUGAUAGAAGUGGAUGCUAAAUUUUACACAAUCUUACUCGAAGAACAACAUGAUAAGACAUUGAAUCCUUCUUUAUAUUCACGUCAAUAUUAUAAAUAUGCUGAUGAUUAUACGGAUGUAAGUAAAAUUUAUGAAAAUAUUUUACCAUUUGCACAUUCGAAAUUAAUAAAAAUUAUGAAAUAUCAUAUUCUUGCAAUCUAUAAUGCUCAUCAUAGUGUAGAGCAUAUAUCAAACCAUUCGUUUACAUCUCUGAUUAACUUACAACCUAUAGCAAGUCAUAGAAAUGAAUUAGAAAUAUUGAAUUUACUGGCAAGCUUUUUUGUUAAUAAGACAUUGGAUGGUUUUUAUACUGAGUAUAGACGUUAUGAUCUAGCAAUGGAAUAUUGGAGAAAAGGUAUUCGACCAAUGAUCUAUUUAAAUAAUAAUAAUGAAUAUGUAAUUAAUGAUCUUAUCCAUGGAUCUUAUAAUGUAGCUAUUGAAUAUUUUAAAGAAAAAGAAUCAGUAAGUAUACUAAAUCUUGGUAUAUUAUCCGCUCUAAAAGGUGAUAUUGAUAAUGCUCUUUCAUAUUUAACUCAAACUAAUUUGAAAGAUAAAAAUGAUCAUCUAAUUUCUUCAAUUUUACUUGGUAAUUUAUAUAGUAUGGAAAAAAAAUUUUCUAUUGCAAGUGACUAUUAUUGUAAUGCAUUAAAAUUUGUUGAUGAUAAUAAUCAAUAUAUGAAAAUUGAACUUUAUCUAGCUUUAGCUAAUUGUGAUAAAGAUAAUAGUUUACAUUUAUUAUUAAAACUUGAAAAAGAUAUGAAACAAUUUGGUAAUGAUUUAGAUGAUGAUAUGAUUAAAUAA